GGAACUUCCCUGCAGAAGAUCCAGCCCAGGCAAUGCUUGCAGUAGAAGGCAAACGCAAGCCAAAACCAGCAAAGUCGAUCUCAACUUCUGUCAAAGGUGGCGGCUGGGACGAAUUUCUCAGCAUCUUCGGACCCAUCACAACUGCUGCAGGCGCCAUGUCGAGUGUAGACAUGAGCGAUCCAUUGAAUUUCGAUGUGAUGAUGCGUAAAGUGGCACAAUCACAACAAUUCAACUUGUUGAACAUUGGCAAAGCACCCCUCGCUUCGGCACAGCAAGACGCCAUUCGCAAGGCAUUACUAGCUGCAAACAAAAAGAACCCGCUUCCUAACACUGUGCUGGAUAGACUCUUGAAAGCACCUCCGAAAACGCAAGCCGAGAUGGCAGAGGCCCUGAAGCAGUCUGGAACCCCCGAAAUCGCGAGGAAAGUGGCAAAGGCUCCAGCAGCCCGUACAGCUACCUCAAGCGUACAGCGCACAGCGCUGGCAAAGGCAAUUGCGCAGAACGGGCUGGCUACAUCGCCAGCACCUCUUCCGAGCGAUACGCUGAAGAAGCAGGCCCCGCUAGCAAAUAUACAGAGCACAAUCACGCGACCAAUUACUACGAUGGCUGUUCACGCUGCUGGCGGCCAACUGAAGCAUUUGGCUACACAGAGAGCGAAAAACAAAGGGGUGGCUCUUCCAGGUCAGACGACACGCGGAGCGCCUAAACCACCCGAUGUAGCGGAGUCCAGGCCUGUCACUGGAGCAACGAAGCUGCCUAAUGGACUUGCAAAUCGUCAAAGUCCUGCUUCCGCCAGAGCAGCAUCUAUACCAGGCAGGCCACUCAAGUCUGGUACAAAGAAGCCACAGCCCCCAAAGGCUGCGUCUGUGCACGGAAUCCCAGAAGCGAGUACGAAGACGCCAUUAACGUCGAGUGCCGCGAUCGCAUCGGCUAUGAAGAAACAGGCUGCAACAAAGAGGCACAAGCCUAUAGGUACGCUGAAGUACGUGAAUGGUAAAAAUGCGAUAGCGUCACCUUAGCAGUCCGUAACGGUAUCGGUUUUCUGUGAAUUAUCGGGAUACCUGAAUCUGUAUGUGUGCAUUAAACGACAACCUGGCAACCCACCCCGAAUAGACAGAAACUUGGCACGCUCACGGGCGCUGACGUUCACUUUCUCCACGCAAUAUGCUUUGACUAAGGAACUUAAACCCUUGAAAUGCCAUACAUAAACGUAGGU
Messenger RNA from Sphaerulina musiva SO2202, 1216 nucleotides. RefSeq lists its product as uncharacterized. The record is from RefSeq and is a predicted model, not a curated record. The transcript has a single exon. Bases 33 to 1019 code for a protein of 328 amino acids. NCBI's taxonomy places the organism in Eukaryota, Fungi, Ascomycota, Dothideomycetes, Mycosphaerellales, Mycosphaerellaceae.